AUGGAUGCAAUGAUCGCGUUCGCAAGGGGCUUGGUGCCUCAUCGGAUGGUGGACGCAACUGAUAACAGCACAACUCGGCAGACGAGGUGCAAGGACGCCCACUGCUGCAGUCUACUCCCGGAGCAGUUCGCGGAAGAGGUGCAGCACGACGCGACGCUAGGUGGUGGGCCGGACGUGCCAGUGCCAAAAUACCCCGGGGCGGCUGAUCGCGAGAAGAUGCGCGAGUUUGCAGAGCAGCUGCAGGACUUCUAUCGCACAGGUGGUCAACUGCCCAUUGGCGACCUGAUGGCGUUGUUGCAGGAUGCAGAGACGUUCGGGCCACAAUUUGUGACCCUUCACUUGUUUUUCACCCAGCAGAAGGCCCUGGUGUACGUCGAGGCUUUCGAUGGUUGGCUCGUCUGUGAAGAGAACCCCUUCCUGUUCAAUGGAGACUUCGUUGAUCGCGGGUCGUACUCUGUCGAGAUCAUGGUGAUAUUGCUGGCUUGGAAGCUCGCCUAUCCAGAGCACAUGCACCUGGCACGUGGAAAUCAUGAGGCCUACUUCGGCCGCGAGGCUCUCAGUUGGGACGCUGACAUGAACUUUAACUAUGGCUUCACGGGCGAAGUUUUGGCCAAGUACAGGGCGCAGCUGGCUGUUUGGGCCGCCUUUCAACGGGUCUUCCUGAACCUGCCCCUGUCACACGUUGUCAACAACGAUGUGUUCGUGACACACGGCGGCUUGCCUCGGAAGGAGGACACCAAAUUGGCAGAUAUCGAAGCCCUGGAUGUGAUGGAGAUCACCCGCAGCCUGGAAGAGCGAAAGAUGCACAAAGACUACAACUUGAUGAGCGACCUCAUGUGGGCGGAUCCCCGUGACAUUGAGGGAGUCAGCACUGGCGACCGCGGUCCGACCACCAUCGUCUUCGGGGAAGAUGUCACGCAGCGCUUUCUGGAAAGGAACAGCUUGAGCUUCAUGAUUCGAUCCCACGAGGUCAAGGAGCAGGGCUACGAGUGGCAACAUGGCAAGCGCUGCCUAACGGUGUUCUCCGCACCCCGUUAUUGCGAUUUUGGAGACAACAAGGGUGCAGUCGUUCGCCUCCAUGCGCAGAAAUCAGGCCGGAUGGAACCAGAAAUUCUGCCAUUCCGAUCGGCCGAAAAGCCGGAGAACUACAUCCGAUGUAUGGCUUUCACACAGCCCGGCUUGACCGAGCA
Messenger RNA from Symbiodinium necroappetens, 1190 nucleotides. Lineage: Eukaryota; Dinophyceae; Suessiales; Symbiodiniaceae. The record is from the annotation of a GenBank genome assembly.